Messenger RNA from Chrysemys picta bellii (western painted turtle), 817 nucleotides. The record is from RefSeq and is a predicted model, not a curated record. Lineage: Eukaryota; Metazoa; Chordata; Testudines; Emydidae.
GGAAGGGCGAGUGGGGGAGGGGCUGGCACGGCGCGAAUCGCGCUUGUUUAGUGGUCUCCGCCCUCCGCGCGCGCUUGUCCCUAGCGGGGCCCCGUACGGCGCCCUCAUUCUUUCGGCCAGUCAUGGAAGGUGCCGGGGCCUCCUCGGAGACCCUGCGCUACGUUGAGUACGCGAGGGUCCCCGGCGGCGGCCGGCAGGGUGAGCCCGACAUGGACAGGGGGCUGGCCAGAACUAUGAUAGCAGUUGGCCUGGGUGUUGCAGCUGUUGCAUUUGCAGGUCGCUAUGCUUUCCAGGUCUGGAAACCACUGGAACAAAUAUUAACAGAAAGAGCAAAGAAGAUUGCAACCGCUAGUUUUUCAUCCUACUAUAAAGGAGGAUUUGAACAGAAAAUGAAUAGACGAGAAGCGAGUCUUAUUUUAGGCAUAAGAUCUGUUCCUAUGUGUAUCCAGAGACAUAUGGCUGACCAAAUGUACAAGGCCAAUCAGUUACCUCUGUGUAACCUUCCUGAAGUCCAUCUGCUGACAAGGCCAAGAUUAGAACAGCUCAUAGGAGAAUCAUGAUUUUGAAUCACCCUGAUAAAGGUGGAUCUCCCUACUUAGCAACAAAAAUAAAUGAAGCAAAAGAUUUGUUAGAAUCCAGCACCAAAAAUUAAUGUCCAAGGACUUCUGUGAUAGAACUUUUUAUAUGUUCCUUUCUACCGGAAAUCCUGUAGAUAUAUUGUGCAAUAGCUACGUGCUGCUCUAUUUAGUUGCAUAACACUGGAUCAAAUAGUUAUCUAUAUUCAUUAUUAAAGAUCUAAGACUAUUUAAAAAGCAAA